AUGGCUUUCUCAGAUACGGUGCGGGAGCACCUGUCAUCAGAGGCUGCGACUUGGCUCCUGGCCCUGGGCUGUUGCUCCUCACUGGAUGUGGCUUAUAUGUGGGCUGAUGGUGGAGCGCUCUAUUCUGACUAUGCUUCGACCUGCCCGCAGGAUUUCGCGGGGGCAUGUCAGCUGGUUGCGUUCUGGAGUCGUUGCCACCGGCUGUCAAGCAUCGAUGUGGCCACCUGUUCCAGUGAGGUGCAGCUAUGCAGGCGGAGCAUCCUGCCUUUUGGACCGCGGACGCUGCAAGGCCAUGAGCCUCUUCUUCAGGCACGGCCUAAGGGAGCGGCUCGAGCUCUGGUACCGUGGAGAGUGUCUUCGCAGCCUGUUGCCACGACCAUAGCUCAGAGGGAUCGACCGUUGCGGCCCUCCGACAGCUUGCGCAAGAAGUGUGUGGCGCUCUUCGUGGUGCUCUACCAGUAUAUCUUGGACGCAGCAGAGAUUGGUUUUCCGGUCCUGAAUUUGAGUGACGCAGACGAGGUCUGGCGGGCCACUCAGUUAGUGCUGGGUGGUGCCAUGCGGCUGUCUGAAGGACACAUAGCAACCAUAACUGCUGGUUUGAAACGAUGGAUUCGUUUCGCCGUUGCGCACAGUGUUGAUAUCAGGCGUCCCCAUGCCCGCGACUUGGCCUCCUUUCUUCAGGAGGUUAGCAAGGGCGGGCCUACUGCUGCAGCCUCCCUUUGGCAGAUGUUUCGCUGGCUUCGCUCUAACGUCGGAGCCGAGUUCGAUGUCGAGCAUUUCUUAGUGCGUCCUUUCAGGCUGCAUGCCCCUGGACAUGUCCAGCAACAACGGGAUGAGUUAGAGCCUUGGGAGUUUGCAAACAUGUUGAUCUGUGCUGCUGAAUUGACAGGUUGCCCUCGAACCCUAGCAGCCCCUUGCCUUGUGUCUGCGGCUUCGUGCAUUCGCUUCCGGCAUAUGCAGAGAUCAGUCUUCUUUCGUGAUCAUGGUGCUUGGCUGGAGUUCCGGUGCGCCAUGGGUAAGAGCCGAAGGCAGGGCGUCCGGCCCCCGUACCACUGGGCCCUCCCGCAGCUGGUCUUCGAAGGUUUCGACUUGCUGGCAGAGAUCUGUUCCGUGGUGGUCCGUCAGAGCAAAGCGGGGGCCGAUUUUCUUUGGCCUCGGCCAGUGCUGACACCGGAAGAGCUGUGGCAGGUCGUGGAGCUUACACCGCUGGAUGUGGGGCGCCAGCUGAGCCCUUCGAGAUUCAUGGAGUUCUUCAGGGGUCUCCUUUCGCGGUGUGGCCUCCCCGCGGAAGAGGUGGCCAGAGCAGGCUACAACCGUCUUAGGCGUUUUUUGCCUACGGGUGGUUCUACGCUGGGUCUUGAUGAGAUUUCCAUGCAAGCUAUCGGCUCCUGGACAGAGCCGGCGCAGGCGCAGCAGGGUGCCAAGCGCCAGAAGCUCAUGUCCACGCAUUAUGCAGGAAAUAAGCUUGACAAUAGCCUGCAGGCUAAGCAGCAAGUGCUUCAGGCAGUGGUCAGGGCCAUCCGUCGAAUGCAAGGCCAUAGGAAGGGAUCGCCGCAGCUUUUCCCUUCCCAGUCAUUGCUCUGGUCGCAUGUUACGGCCCCCUCUCUUUCUGCACCGAGGGGGCAUGCCCCCAAAAAGGACAGCGCGGCAACUUCGGAGAUCUCUUCCUCGCAGAGCUCUUCCAGCUCGUCUGGCGAGGCUGAGGAUUUGAGUUCUUCGGGGGAGGAGGUGCUUCCCGUAGCCGAUGUGGAUGACUGGGCCUGGUUCCAGCAGAGGGCGAAGUUCCACGUUGUGCAGUGCAGGGAUGAUGGUGAGCGCCUUGUACCGUUCUGCCGAAAAGCUGCUUUCCCGCAGGACCCUACGCGCACAGGCUCUGGCUUGCCGCCUAUGGAGGGCGCUGUUUGCCAACGUUGCCUCCGUAGUGUGCCUAAGCUCUUGAAAGCCCGGCUCCUCGAGUCGCGGGGCCUAUGA
Symbiodinium natans is the source of this 1971-nucleotide messenger RNA. Lineage: Eukaryota; Dinophyceae; Suessiales; Symbiodiniaceae. The record is from the annotation of a GenBank genome assembly.